AUGGCAUUGGUGCAAAGUGAGUGCCCAUUAUUGGCAGGCGCCCACCUGUUCGGCCCAGCCAUCACUAUGGAUGAUUUGUUGAGAUGUUGGCCGAGUCCGCUGGCCCCAUAUAGUAUGAAGCAUUGUCAGGUUCGUCAGGGCUUCGAGCAUGGGGAGGGUGACAACUUCAAGAAAGUCGUUGAUUUUUUGAAAGUUCGGAAGGACAUGCCCAAUGUGAGGGAUCAGGUACAUGCUGUCUGGCUUUGUUUCCCAGUGUCCUUGUCUAAAGGUGAUCGUUUGUUCGAGGCUGGGGUGGAGGAGUUAUUCCAUAUGAAGUCCAAAGGAGAACUUGGCCCUGAGCAGGUUGAAUAUGGUAACAAUCUAGAGUUCCACAAACACAACAAAUAUCUGGAUCGGGAAACCCGAAAUGCACGUCUUGCUGAGGAGACAGGAGCAAAGUUUCAAGAAUUGUGUGUUGGUCCCUUCGAAAAGGCCGUUGGUAAAGACAUUCCGCACAUCGCCGUCUCAACCAAUGAAAAAUACAAGGUUACCAGAAAGAUGUUGAACGAGCUUGUCCGUCUCACUGCUGACUGUGUUAAAAACUCCCUGGCGGUCGAUGUUGCUGAAGAUGUUGCGCUGGUCACCGCCAUCGCCCAACACGUGAAUCCAGCUGUGAAGAUUGAUGCAGUGAUUGCUUGGGAGGAAGCGUAUGGGUCUUCCAAUGUGUCCCUCAGUGAAAGUCCAACUAAUCUACCCUCUCUUUUGUGGAACAUUCAGGAUGAUUGCGGGGUAAAUAUUUCAACAUCACUCCCUCUUCUCACUUAUGGUUAUGGCUAUCCCAACACAAUAUUGGGUUUAACUGCACCUGCUGCUCCCAUUGUGAUUCCUAUUGUUGCGGGUCUCUUGCUGGCAAAAUGGAUUUUCGAUGUGGCACUCAUGCUACAACGUUUAAUGGCAUACAUCAUUGACUUCACAAUUAUUAUGCAAAUAAUUUUUGGCCUCCUGGUGAAUGCCCGUCUGCGCCUUUCCCGCCGCUUGAUCAAGCUCGUCUUUAAGGCCUACAGCAUUUCAGAUGAAAGGAGCAAAGUUCACAGGGAGAUUAAGGAAUAUGUGAAGCUGGCAGGCCGCUUUGACCGGGAUGCAACUCUGGCGAAGAUCAUCCAAUUGAUCAAGGAGUAUCAGAUGAAACCCGAGAGUAUGGAGGAGCUACAAAGUGCAGUUAAGGCCUUCGAGAACAAUGAGGACGAGGAUUGGGGCAUAGGCAAAGCAUGA
Messenger RNA from Laccaria bicolor S238N-H82, 1251 nucleotides. RefSeq lists its product as uncharacterized. The coding region runs from base 1 to 1251 and encodes 416 amino acids. The record is from RefSeq and is a predicted model, not a curated record. NCBI's taxonomy places the organism in Eukaryota, Fungi, Basidiomycota, Agaricomycetes, Agaricales, Hydnangiaceae. The transcript has 11 exons.